AUGCGAUGUAGUCGCGUUCGCUUUGCCUUUCCGCGGCCUAUAUUAACUUUGGUUUCCGUUCCGCCACCACCGCCGCAUCUGCGCAACGGCAGCGGCAGCACCAGCACCACUACCAGCAUGGACCCGCUGGGCUACUGGCUGCUGCUGGUGGCGUUUGCCCGUCUCUCCUCCGUCUACUUUGGAUACUUCAACCUCUGGGCGCUGCAGGUCGCUGUCUACUCCAAACGCACCAUGUCUGACGUGCACGGUCGCACCUUUGCUGUCUGGACAGCUGUCACCUGCACGCUCUGCAUCCUCUGUGCGCUGCAUCUGGACAGCCGCCCGCUCUACCUCGCCACGCUGACGUCCUUCGUCUUCGCCCUCCUGCACUUUCUGCUCGAGCUGCUCGUCUACAAGACCAUGACAGUCAAGAACUUUGCUGCACCAUGCUUCUUCGCUUCUGUGUCCACAGUGUGGAUGUUUAUGGAGUUGGGGAUGCGAUCACUCAUACUGCAUCAACUGCAUUCUUCAAUGGGCUUCGUACAAGACCCAUCCGUGGUGUCCCCAGUGUCGCUUGCCAUUUUCAUCGCUUUACCUCACCCACCAGAGCUAGAUGCCUAUGAAGAAGACGAGGAAGAAGACUAUUAUGCUAACACUCUGCGCAUAGGCAACAGGCGAUGGGGUGAGAAUGGCUAUGUCCGCCGGGGUCGCAUAGAGGCACGCCCUGCCCCUGCCCGCUCAUCCAGUGCAGCUCAGAAGGGUCAGAAUUCCAAGGAGGGGAUUUUGGGCCGAAGGGCAAGGCGAGCUCAGAAGAGGACCAUGGCUGAUGCGGGACCUUCUGGCUCAGGCAGCCGCUAA
Messenger RNA from Closterium sp. NIES-65, 837 nucleotides. NCBI's taxonomy places the organism in Eukaryota, Viridiplantae, Streptophyta, Zygnematophyceae, Desmidiales, Closteriaceae. The record is from the annotation of a GenBank genome assembly.